Nasonia vitripennis (jewel wasp) is the source of this 2976-nucleotide messenger RNA. Its product is annotated as trichoplein keratin filament-binding protein. The transcript has 4 exons. The coding region runs from base 282 to 2027 and encodes 581 amino acids. Lineage: Eukaryota; Metazoa; Arthropoda; Insecta; Hymenoptera; Pteromalidae. The record is from RefSeq and is a predicted model, not a curated record.
AGGCAAACUACGCCGUCGCGUCGCGCAGUACCCGCUCCACUCCACAUCACGUAUACGUAUCAUUGCCAAAGCGCGUUGCGAAUCGCUUUUGACCAAGCGGCAGCCGUUGAAUUCGUUGGAUAUACGCGUUGGAUCCGGCAUAUAAGCAAGUGAAUUAUUCGCGUUGUCAUUCAAGAAUUAAUCUAAGGACAUAAAGACUUCAUAUCAGUUUGGCUACAAAUGCUUCUAAGCCACCUUUACAUAUUUGUAUUACGGAAAAAGCAGUGAGUGCAUUCGAGAAAAUGCCUCACAAGUUUCUCGAGCGCCAGUACCAGCUACAGGCGCAGAAGCGCCAUGAGGAGCACGUACGCCAGGACUACUACCGAGAGACGGCUCGGUACUUCGAACGAGAGGCCGCAGCGGCCCAAAAGUUCAAUUCCUGGAGCACAAAAGGCCGCGAAUGCUACUCCGACAGAUUGGAGAAACUUCAGCGAGCUGAGAACCUCAAGAAACGACGAGAGAAGCUUCGUCGGCUGUUUGCCGAAGAGAACGAGAAAUUCGAGAAGGAAUUGGAAGAACAGAGACUGACGAGGAGGCGGUCGAACGAAGCUAUCACGUUGGAAGAGCUGAGGCAAAAGUUGAUGGAGAAAAAAGCUGAACAGAGCUUGUACUAUCCGAACGCGUGUAGGUUGCGGAGUUACGCGUUCAGCCCUACGUAUGCGGCUAGAAAGUUAGAAGCGUUAGAUAAUGCGAAUAAUGGCUCCGAUAGUGUCAGGCCUGUUAGCGGGAACAGUCAAAGGCACACACGGUUCUCUACGAGUCCUUCAAUUGGGAGGGCCUUGUACUACGACUACGAGGAAAACAAUAACAACAACGAGGACAACAAGAGCUUAACACCUACCAGUCGACGCUACACCGAAUCCUAUAGAACGGCAAAGAUGUCCGAGCACGAUAAGAUGUCCGAGCACGUUCCGAGAUCGAAUCUGCGAUUCGCCGCUCGUUCCAACCAGCAGAGUAUGUGCGAAACCAACCUCAGAGACGACGAUUAUCCACGAGAAUGUCAUAACAUUACCCAUACCCCACAAGAGAACAAUGGCCAGUAUCUAUUUCCGAGUGAGCAGGAGGAACAGCGUCAGCAAAACAACAAGUCUAAUCAGACAAACGAGGCACAGCAGGAAUAUCGCGACGAUGAUUCCAGCGAGGCUCAGGAAGAUCGAUCAGUCGAAGAGAGACUCGACGAACUUAAUAUGGAAGGCCGAUCCAACGCCUCCUCGGAGUACGAGCAGUCGCUGCCCGAGGAGCGUCGCGAGGAAGUUGACGAGCCAGAUCAUGCGCAGGUAAACUCAGCUCCUCUGCAUGCGGACUUUACAGCACCGACGGCCUUUGUACGCCACACCGAGAACGAGAAAACUGACGAUCAUAAUGCGGCAGAAGACAUGGACAGACACCGCAGGGGUAAUAUGCGUCAGAAGGAUGCCGACGUGGCUGGCGAUGCCGACAUUUCCGUCCAGAUGUAUCGCUACCUCAAGCACAAUGAUUUGAAGCGCCAGAUCGUGGAUCUCUGCAAGAGAGAGCACACGUUUGUAAUUAAGCAAAGCUUUGACGAUGCAUUGAGACUCAGGGAGAUGAGAAAUGAGUUGAUUCUGUUGAAGAAUAAGAAUCUCUAUGAGAACCAGGAUCUUGCCAUCGACGAAGAGACCAGAAAAACGGGACUCGAAGUCAUCGCUGCCCGGGAGAAACUCAACGAGAAAAGAACAAAGAUGCGCAACACCGGAUUGUACAGUGACGAAGCAAAAGAUUUGUGGAAGCAGUGGGUCCACGAGGACGAAGCCAUUGCCAAGACCGAGACUAAUGCCAUGAGAGACUUGAUGCUGCAGGAGCUGGAGAACGAAUGGCAGAAUUUGGCCCUUAGUGACAAGAACCGAAUUUCCCAGCUGUACGAUCGUGUCAUGAUCGGAUCCGACUUACAGGACGAGCAGAAGCUCGCGGCUGUGAUUCGCGCUGCCAACGAAGGCCAAAAGCAGUACAUGAAUUACCUAGGGCAAUAAAUAGGCUGUUCCUCAUCAUGGUUUUUCCUCGAUUGGUUAUCAUAUUCGCAGUGUUUAGCUUUAACCUUCACGUCGCGCUAUGAAUAACAUUAUUUACCAAAAAUGUUUCUAAUGUAAAUCGCUUUUUAUUUUUUGGGAUGAAGAACAAAAAAAUAACGUAAGAUGUUUUUGGCUAAUAUUUAUACAAAAUUAAGACUUCGUAAUCUGCAUUUAAAAUUUUCUAGUGUGAGCAACGGGCAGGUGUCUCAGUGAGCGCUAUUUAACCAUUUUGGACUUACUGGUCACCGCGGUGACAAGGGGUGAUUUUUAGUGUAUUUAGAGGCGUCGAAUUCGAAUUUGAUAGUUUCCUAGCUUGGAAAUUUAAAUUUUUUUAAUUUUAUAAUUCAAUACAAUCAGAUUCUACGCCUCAAAGUACAUAGACAUAAUUUGUCACCGUAGCGGCCUGAGAUGUUAAAAACUGUUCACUUAAACUCUCAUCAGCGCCCGAAUUAUUUUUGCUUGUUUUUAAGUACACUGCUGCAUUUAUAGUAUUAUAUGGCAAUUGUAUGUUCUCAAUGUACUGGUGACCUGCUGUUCGCUGUAGAUGUACUUUAGAGGUACUAUUUAUGCAAUGGAUUAUUUUUUACAGUUCAUAUUAAAAUUUAGGCUUAUGAAAUAUUAGUUCCGUGUCUCUAAAUCAUUUGAAUGAUUAAUAUUUGUAAUACAUUAAUAAUUUGUACAUUACUAGGUAAUCAUAAACGUGAAGACUAUUUUGUGUUACAAAGACUGUUGUGAGAAAAAAAUUCAUUCAUUCAAGUUUGAAAUAAUAUUAUAGCAGCUAUACAUUGUUACUGUAACGAUCAUGUGCCUUUGAUAGCCAACUUCUUUUAUAUUUUAUAUUUAACCCUUUUCAUAGAAAGUCAUGUUUGUGCUUUUCAGUGAAUAAUAAAAUCGCAGUGCAUAAUGAUGA